Messenger RNA from Saccostrea cuccullata (small rock oyster), 698 nucleotides. RefSeq names its product neurogenic locus Notch protein-like. NCBI's taxonomy places the organism in Eukaryota, Metazoa, Mollusca, Bivalvia, Ostreida, Ostreidae. The coding region runs from base 252 to 698 and encodes 148 amino acids. The transcript is spliced from 7 exons. The record is from RefSeq and is a predicted model, not a curated record.
GCACACAACCCCUGAAGGCGUGUCAGAACGGAGGAUUUGUCAUACAUACCUGUGAUUGUCAUUGUCCUAGAGGGCUAACUGGAACACUGUGUGAAACACCUGUAACUGAUCCAGCUUGUGGUGGGACAAUAACCCUUGCAGAAGGAGAAACACAGACAUUGACAACGAUUAAUUUCAACAAUGGAGGCCCAUAUCCCACGGGCAGAGACUGUGUCUGGGUAGUGAAGGGUCCGGCUGGAAAAAAUGUCCAAAUGACCAUAAAGGAGAUGGAUUUAACAACGCAAAAUGGAGCGUGUAGCCACUGGUUAGAGAUACAGUAUAACCUGCUAGGACAGACAGGACCAAGACGCUGUGGAACAGUAGCUAAUGAGGUUUAUGUAAAGUCCGACAACGGCGACCCCACAACAAUGUUACUGAAAUUUGACAGUACUUUCGCUUCUUCUGCAUCAGCUGGCAAAGGAUUUUCUCUGGAAGUGACAAGCGUUAGUCUGCCCUGCAAAACACAACCUUGUAAGCAUGGGACGUGUCAUGGAGUCGGUGACACUUAUUCCUGCACCUGUGAUCCCAAUUACACUGGACAAAAUUGUGAUACCCUAACUGAUUAUGGAACCAUUUCCUGUGGAUUUGAAGCUGGCGAGACCUGUUACUUUGAAAAUCCAACCUCGUUUUCCUUUUACUGGACAACAAGAACGGUCUAA